Messenger RNA from Cucurbita moschata (crookneck pumpkin), 1816 nucleotides. RefSeq names its product cytochrome P450 86A8. Bases 107 to 1762 code for a protein of 551 amino acids. The transcript has a single exon. The record is from RefSeq and is a predicted model, not a curated record. NCBI's taxonomy places the organism in Eukaryota, Viridiplantae, Streptophyta, Magnoliopsida, Cucurbitales, Cucurbitaceae. Gene Ontology annotation, molecular function: heme binding; iron ion binding; monooxygenase activity.
UGAGUUUUCUCUCUCUCUCUCUCUCUACUUUUCCUUCUUUUUUUCCCCGGAAAAUUUUACUUUCCCGGAAACCCACAUUUUCUCGGGAAACAAACAGAAAAAAAAAAUGGACGUGGGUUUGGGUUUGGUUAUUGUAAUGGCGGUGACGGCGUAUCUUCUGUGGUUUACGUUCAUUUCCCGGUCGUUGAAAGGGCCUCAAAUGUGGCCGUUGCUCGGCAGCUUGCCGGGGUUGAUAGAGAAUUGCGACCGUUUACACGACUGGAUCUCCGACAACCUCCGUGCUUGCGGCGGCACUUAUCAAACAUGCAUUUGGGCCUUCCCUUUCUUCGCAACAAAACAGGGCCUCGUGACUGUCACGUGCGACCCGAGAAAUCUGGAGCAUAUACUCAAGACCCGAUUCGAUAAUUACCCUAAGGGCCCCACUUGGCAAGCUGUAUUUCACGAGUUACUUGGCCAAGGUAUUUUUAAUUCUGAUGGUGACACGUGGCUCUUCCAGAGAAAAACUGCUGCCUUGGAAUUUACUACUAGGACCCUUCGUCAAGCCAUGGCUCGAUGGGUUAGCCGAGCUAUUAAGUUGAGGUUUUGUCCUAUUCUUAAACAAGCCGAGCUUAAUUCUCAGCCGAUUGAUCUUCAGGAUGUGUUGUUGCGGCUUACUUUUGAUAAUAUUUGCGGCUUGGCUUUUGGGAAAGAUCCUAUGACUUGCGCGCCGGGUUUCCCUGAAAAUGGCUUUGCUAUGGCUUUUGAUCGAGCCACUGAAGCUUCGUUGCAACGGUUUAUUUUGCCGGAGGUUCUUUGGAAAUUUAAAAAGUGGCUUCGGCUUGGUAUGGAAGUCAGCUUGAGCCGGAGUCUCGUUCAUAUCGAGGAGUAUUUAUCCAGUGUUAUUGAUUCACGUAAGCUCGAGUUGCUGAAUCAGCUUAAAGACUCGACCCCACAUGAUGAUUUAUUGUCACGUUUCAUGAAGAAGAAGGAAAGUAAUUACUCCAACGCGUUUCUUCGCCAUGUGGCGCUUAAUUUCAUCCUAGCUGGACGGGACACGUCAUCCGUUGCUCUGAGCUGGUUCUUCUGGUUGGUUACAUUAAACCCACAAAUUGAAGAAAAAAUCCUCCGCGAGAUCUGCACCGUUCUGAUUGAGACACGUGGCAAUAACAUUCAAUCAUGGCUGGAUGAGCCGUUAGGAUUUGAAGAGAUCGACCGUCUGAUUUAUCUCAAAGCCGCUCUCACCGAAACCCUUAGACUGUACCCGUCGGUGCCGGAGGAUUCAAAGCACGUCGUCGCCGACGACAUUCUUCCCGACGGAACCUUCGUUCCGGCGGGAUCGUCGGUGACUUAUUCAAUUUAUUCCACCGGAAGAAUGAAGUCGACGUGGGGAGAAGACUGCCUCGAAUUCCGGCCGGAGCGGUGGCUGACGGCGGACGGGAAGAAAUUCAUACCAUACGAUCCGUACAAAUUCGUAGCGUUCAAUGCAGGGCCAAGGAUCUGCUUGGGGAAGGAUUUGGCGUAUUUACAGAUGAAGUCGAUAGCGGCGGCGGUACUUCUCCGACACCGGCUGACGGUGGCGGCAGGGCAUAAGGUGGAGCAGAAAAUGUCGUUGACGCUGUUUAUGAAGUACGGGCUGAAGGUGAACGUUCACCGGAGGGAGUUGGAAGGAAUAGUGGAAAGCAUAAGGGGCAAAAACGGAAAUUCACAAGGGAAUGAUACUCCGUUAGUCGCCGUUGUGAACUGUAACGGCGGGUGUAACGGUUUUAACGACGUACAACGCUAAGGGCGUGUUUGGUUGUUCGGUAAAUUUAAGAGGUUAAUUAAAAAAAUUAUUAUA